This is a messenger RNA of Orbicella faveolata, 2309 nucleotides long. RefSeq lists its product as uncharacterized. Gene Ontology annotation, molecular function: FAD binding; DNA binding. The record is from RefSeq and is a predicted model, not a curated record. Lineage: Eukaryota; Metazoa; Cnidaria; Anthozoa; Scleractinia; Merulinidae. Gene Ontology annotation, cellular component: nucleus; cytoplasm. Gene Ontology annotation, biological process: negative regulation of DNA-templated transcription; entrainment of circadian clock by photoperiod; circadian regulation of gene expression.
AUGUUAAGCGAAGACUCUGCUCCUUCUAAGUCACUGCCAGCCUCAGUCAAAACAAAUCUUUACUCGUACGAAGCAUGGCGCUUCUGUUCAUUUGAUCUAUUAAUUUUUCCCUUUUUAGGUCAUAGGAGCCUUCAUUGGUUCAGAAAGGACCUGAGACUUCACGACAAUCCCAGCCUGCGUGAAUGUCUCGCAGACAGCAAGGUGUUUUACGGAGUGUACUUCUUGGAGUGUUCUGCUGAAGAUAAGAUGACUGUCAGCCCAAACCGCUGGCAUUUCCUGCUUCAGUCACUUCAAGACCUCGACAGGGGUCUUGCUCAGUGUGGUUCACGUCUUUUUGUGCUGAAGGGAAGACCUAUGGACAUGCUGCCUUCACUUUUUAAAGAGUGGGGCAUCACUCGGCUGUCGUUCGAGGUUGAUUGUGAGCCAUUUAGGAAGAGCAGGGAUGCGGUCAUCACUGGUCUUGCUAAACAAAGUGGAGUUGAAGUGAUCAGCCGUGUUUCACACACUCUUUAUGAUGCUGAAGUGCUGUUGAUGUCAACUGAGGGAAGAGCACCACAAGUGUUUGAUGAGUUUAUGGAGGUUGCAUUGCAGCUAGGAAGGCCACAGAUGCCGGCACCAAGGGUCAAUAGACAGCUGUUUGGCUCCUGUUUGACUCCUGUAGCGAGAGACCAUAACCAACAAUACGGAGUACCUACCGUGGAGGAGAUAGGCUUCCAAAAACCAGCUGCUACCAGCUCUUGGUUUUACCCAGGUGGAGAGCAGGAGGCUUUAACGAGAAUGGAAGCAGCUUUGCAAAAGAUGAAAGAGAACGAUUUUUGCGAUUCGCCAUUAACUGCAAAUUCUCUGAUGCCGUCGGCAAGUCACUUGAGUCCUUACCUGAGGUUGGGCUGCCUCUCAUCGCGGCUUCUUUACCAGAGAAUGACUGAGGAAUAUAUAAAGAACAAGACAGUGAAUCCGCCUCCAGAGGUGUACAGUAAGCUCUUUUGGCGUGAGUUCUUUUUUCUUGUUGGAAGCCAGGUGCCAGGUGCGCAUGAGAUGGUCAACAAUUCACUAAGUCUUCAAAUUCCUUGGGAAGAUUCUCCAGAGUAUCUUCACAAAUGGAAACAGGGUAUGACUGGUUUUCCUUGGAUUGACGCUAUUAUGAGACAACUCCACUUAGAAGGAUGGAUUCAUGACGUUGCCCGAAAGGCCGUUGGCUCAUUCUUGACACGUGGUUGUCUUUGGAUCAGCUGGGAAGAAGGGUUUAAGGUUUUUGACGAGCUUCAGUUGGAUGCAGAGUGGAGUCUGAAUGUAGGCAACUGGCUUUGGCUGUCAGGAAGCACUUUUGUGAAAGAGCAUGUGCCUUGGUUCUGCCCAGUGGAUGUUGGGAAAAAGAUUGAUCCCACUGGUGAAUAUGUGAGAAAAUAUGUCCCAGAGGUAAGAAACCUUCCCACAAACUACAUUUUUGAACCGUGGAUGGCACCACGUGAUCUCCAAGAGUCUUGCGGCUGUGUGAUUGGUCAAGAUUAUCCUGCCCCACUUGUUGAUCACAGGCAGCAACGCGUUGUGUGUGUGCAGCGGCUCCGCGACCUCGCUUUCAAAUUAUCUGCUAUCAAGUGAUUGUUCCACGAAGCUGACAUUAACAUGAGACUUCUUCCCCUUGUCCCUACCUAAUCCGGCCACAUCUCAGUUUGUUCAGUAGUAUUUGCUAUAUAGUUUGUCUAUAUGCGGAAAAAGUUAAGAGUAAGUGGUAACGAUAGUUUGACGUAGCAAUGACGUAAUUCAUCACUUGCCGCUCUACAUCAACUACGAUUUGAUAUUUACUCAAGUAUAUGUUGCAACGUUGACUGUGCUGGAUUCAUAGAAUAGUAUUUACAAUACAAUAAGAUUUAUUAGGUUCCCGUGAGUAUCUUCAUACCUAAUUUACCUAAGUGUUGUCGUUACUCUGGUCGACAAAAGCUUAGUUUUCUUUUUCCUCCUACCCUUCUCUUAGGUUCAACAGGAAUUUUCCGAGUUUCACGCCAAACGAUAUAAUUAAAACUUGGCAGGAGAGGUUCUUAUAAAGAGAACUUAUUUAUCUCGGACGACACUUUGCUGUGACUUUGUAGAAACCGUUGCUUGUGGAGGGGGAAGGGGACGAGGAGGAUUGGUGAAGGGCUUAGAGAUUUGUUAAGACCACUUAGGUUAUAUGCGGUCGUUUGUUAUUCAGAUAAUAUUAUCUUCAAGAAAGUAAUCAACUUAACUAAGUUAAAAGAAGUGCUGGAAUAUAUAUUAAUAAAAAUGUGUAAAUCAAAUUUAAGGCAAUAAAAGUACCGAAACUUGAAAUACAA